CUUCAGAUUUUUCUCAUCAUCUUGAAAUCUUUUAUAUAUUUUUUUUUGUUUCAUUGGUGAAUGUUAAUGUAAUUAUGUGUAGAGUCGAUGGCACCAUCAAAAAAAUCAACAACAACAACAACAACAAUGACGACAUCGUCAAUGUCGUUCAUCAAUGAUAAUAAUCUUAUUGUGAAACCAAAAUCAUUAUUUCAAUAUUUUAAUCCAACAUCGGCAACAUAUCAGGUAAAUCCUAAACCUAGACAAACAACAUUAUUAAAACGACCAAAAUCAUCGAUAAUAUCAUCAUGUUCAUCGAUAAACAAUGAAAAAAUUAUCGUCGAUCCAUCUAUAUUGAAUUCAAAAUCAUUAGAUUCUUCGUUGUCUACAGAUACUAAACUACAUGAUACUAUUGAAAUAAUGCAUUCAGAAGUUAAAACUUUUCAAAAUGAUGACUAUAACGGUAAUGAUGUCGAUGAUGAUAAUUCAAUUACAAAAACCGAUAUUGUUACACAGGAAAUUUGUUGUCUAUUAGCCGAAGGUUCACCUACUUGUUUUAUAUCAAAUUUUUCAUCAAUGAUUGAACUUUAUGAAAAAAUUGCUCAUUGUUUUGAUAUAUCUGCGAAAGAGAUAAUGUAUUGUACAUUGAAUACACCAAAAAUCGAUAUGGAUCAAGUACUUUGUGGACAAAUUUGUCUUAAUGAUAUUGUAUUCGUUCAUCGAAAAGGUCGUCGUAAAGAUGUUGAAAUAAAAAAAACUGAACAAUUUUUAGGUCUUACUAUUGCCGAUAAUGGUUAUGGUUGUUCAUAUAUUAAAAAUAUUCAUCAAAAUUCUGUUGUAUCAAAAAUUCCAUUUAUUCAAGUUGGUGAUCAAAUUGAAUCAAUAAUGGAACAAAAUAUGAUUGGUAAUCGUCAUUAUGAGGUUGCAAAUUUUCUUAAAUCAAUUCAAUUGAAUGAAAUAUUUACAAUCACUUUGAUUGAACCGAUUGCAGCAAUGGGUAAUAAUGUCCAAUUACGAAUCAAUAACAAUAAUAAUAAUUGUACAGAAAAUUGUUUUGAUGAAAUUGACGAUGAUGAUGAUGAUGACAAUGACAAUUAUAAUGAUAGAAUAGUUUUAUAUACAGGCCUUUAUUAUAUAAAUAAACAAUUGGAAAAAUUUAUUGGUAUUAAUGAUGAUGAAUUGGCUGAAGAAUUAUGGUUGAUGGCUACUACUACCACCACCACCGAUAAUAUCAAUGACACUAUUGAUCAUCAUCAUCAUAAUGAUAUAUUUUCGAUUGAACAAUCACAACAAAAGCAACAGAAAUAUAAUGAUGAUGAUGAACAAAAUAAUCAUCAAAAUAUAGAAAAUGGCCACAACAAUGAUGAUAACAAUAUUGUAAUGUUGAAAAAUGAUUCCAAACUACUACGACAACCAACUAAAACACCAACCGAAUUUACAUAUUCAAUACAGAAUUCUGAUUUAAGUGAUUUUAAAUUUACUGAAAAUUUUCUAUUCGAUAUAUGGUCGAUUGUACAUGAUGUACUUGAUGGUACAUUAAAAUUACCAAGCUAAA
This is a messenger RNA of Dermatophagoides pteronyssinus (European house dust mite), 1534 nucleotides long. RefSeq names its product PDZ domain-containing protein GIPC-like protein kermit (gene kermit). NCBI's taxonomy places the organism in Eukaryota, Metazoa, Arthropoda, Arachnida, Sarcoptiformes, Pyroglyphidae. Gene Ontology annotation, molecular function: protein binding. The record is from RefSeq and is a predicted model, not a curated record.